AUGGAGGGAAUGUUUGGGAAGGCGUGCCAACGGAACUUGUUCAGACGUUUCAUAUUUUUGUAUGUAUUAAAGUUUGAAAAGGACAUUUUUAAAUGUGAGUCAAGUCUAGAUUGCAAAAUCUGUAAGAUACAACUCUGUCGAAAGAGUUUUAUUUCAAUAUCAGAUGAAAAAUCACAAUCUUUGAGAAAUUUAAGUUCUUUAAGAAGAAAUUCGUAA
This is a messenger RNA of Clunio marinus, 216 nucleotides long. NCBI's taxonomy places the organism in Eukaryota, Metazoa, Arthropoda, Insecta, Diptera, Chironomidae. The record is from the annotation of a GenBank genome assembly.